Molecule: messenger RNA, 1218 nt
Organism: Miscanthus lutarioriparius
Lineage: Eukaryota; Viridiplantae; Streptophyta; Magnoliopsida; Poales; Poaceae
Source: the annotation of a GenBank genome assembly
AUGAGCAUGGCGGCGCCGUCGUCCUCCCUCGCCUCUUCCUCCCACCUCUCCCGCCGCGCCACCGCCACCGCCACCGCCACCGCCACCGCCACGGCCGCGGCCCAGUCGCACUCGCCUCCGCUGCCGCAGCAGCUCCGCCUCGGGUGCUUCCAGCGCGGCGCUCGCGCACAGAGCGUUCGGCUCCGGUACAGCUGGGCCUGCAGGGCGGUAUCGAAGAGGCGCACGCCAGGUGUUUGCUUCGUGGUCUCACCAAGCCAGCCAGGUCUUGCUGCGAUCGACGUACCGGCGGCAACCAUUCCGAAUGCGACGACCGUCCCCGACCGUACUUCGGUGUCCUCGCUUUUGGAGGUUGUUUCGGACGACUUGCUGAAACUAAACAACAAUCUAAAAUCGCUUGUUGGUGCAGAAAAUCCUGUUUUGGUUUCUGCGGUUGAACAAAUUUUUGGUGCCGGUGGAAAGAGAUUAAGACCAGCAUUAGUUUUUCUGGUGUCUAGAGCAACUGCUAAGUUAGCUGGUUUGUCGGAGCUAACUACAGAACACCAACGAUUGGCAGAGAUUAUAGAGAUGAUUCACACCGCAAGUUUAAUACAUGAUGAUGUCAUAGAUGAUAGUGGGAUGCGAAGAGAUGCAUUUGCCUCUACUGAUUCUUAUCAUCCAAAUACUUCCAAUGUCAUCAAGGACUUCGCAAGUGGUGAGAUAAAACAAGCAUCCACUCUUUUUGACUGUGACAUCACUCUUGAUGAUUACCUUCUCAAGAGCUACUACAAAACUGCAUCUCUGAUCGCAGCAAGCACAAGGUCAGCCGCCAUAUUCAGUGGCAUCAGCACGACUAUUUGUGAACAAAUGUAUGAAUAUGGCAGGAAUCUUGGGCUGUCCUUCCAGGUAGUUGAUGACAUCCUGGACUUUACCCAAUCAGCUGAGCAACUUGGCAAACCAGCAGGAAGUGACUUGGCGAAGGGAAACCUGACAGCUCCAGUCAUCUUUGCUUUGCAAGAUGAACCAGAGCUAAGAGAGAUCAUCGAUUCCGAGUUCAGUGAGACUGAUUCGUUAGCUGCUGCGAUAGAGCUUGUUCACAGGAGCGGUGGAAUAAGGAGGGCACAUGAGCUUGCGAGAGAGAAGGGUGACUUGGCUAUCCAAAACCUGCAGUGCCUUCCGAGAAGUGAUUUCAAAAGUACCCUUGAGAGUAUGGUAAAAUAUAACCUUGAAAGGAUUGAGUAG